UCCUCCAACCGCAUGCCAGCCAUCGUGCCUUUUCCGCAUUUUUUUCGAAUCGGACAAGAGAGCGGCACGUCGCGGUGCACCGCUAUCAGUUCGUUAUCUAUUCGCGGAAGUCGAUGAUUUAGAAAACUCCGAAAAGGCACUCCGUUAGUCAUUGUAUCUGUGUGUACACGCGUGAGUACGUGCCCGCGUUCUUUAUCGGGGAUGCGCGCGUGUGUGCGUGUGACAGAUGCCGUGAUGGUGUCGACGGUGUGGGCGUAUAUGUGAUACACAUGUAUAGCGUGUAGUAUUUUGUGUUUCACCGAGUCCGGAUUACCGGCACGCGCGUUACCGCGCGUUCGACCUGUCCACCCAAAUUCGCCCUUUUCCCUUCAAUCGCGCCGUUCUCGGUCUCCUCGUCACGGUCAUUUUCUCCCACCGUUUGACAGAUCUACGCAUCUUCAGUAAUAUCGCGAUAUUAAACCGCCGCAACCGUUCAAUCAAUUGAUAAUUCCUUUUAACGAUGGAGGACUCGACAGAGGCACAGAAGUGGCAGCAACAUCUGUCCCUGCUGCGAGAGCAGUACGUUAACUUGUUCAAUACGAACACGGAGCUUCAGAAGGAGUACGCAAUCCUCACAGCUGAAAAACAGGAGGGUGGAUUUGUCAGCAGGCUUCUGGCAACAGUAGCAUCUCUGUAUUGUCAACAUCGUUACAGUGACGUAAGCAUAAAACUGAUCGAUCAAGAGAUACCGGCGCAUAGAUUUGUACUGUCGUCCAGGACUGAUCACUUUAGUGAUUCGUCUCUCAUCGAAAAAACUGUUUUGGACUGGAGCAAUUUAGACAGUGCUGUUGCAUUGGUAUUGCUGAAAUGGAUUUACACCAGCAAAGUCUCUCAAGAAAAAUUGACGCUGGAUCUAAUGAGAGCAGCGGCAGGCUUUCAAUUAUCAGAACUGGUAGAUCAAUGCGAAAGAUACCUGAUUGGGACGGUGGGACUGAAGGAUUGCGUGGGACUAUAUGCAGCAGCUGAGGAAUUGGGCACUUUGAAGCUGAAAGAGCAUUGCAGUUCUUUAAUCUCAGCACAUUGGGAAGAUUUAACGGGCGAAGAUUUCAAAGAGAUGCCGGGUUCUCUGCUGUACAAGUUGUUGCAAACCAAAAGCAAGUAUCCCCUGCACGCGGCGGUACGUUUGAUGCGCGAGGACGUCGUGUUUCUGUACUUGGUGGAGAACAAUGCUGAGCUUCCAAAGACGGUCAAUGCUGUAGAUCAUAAGGGAGAAACAGCCCUAGAAGUUGCCCUGAAAACUCGCCAGCCGUCUCUGGCUCGCACUCUGGUCGAACACGGUGCAGACCUGAGCGCGAAGGAUGCAAGGGGUCUCUCUCUCCUUCACUCGGCUAUUCUGAAAGGCGAUUCUUACUCGUCCGAAUUCAUAAUCGAACAACUGGAGAACAGCGGCAACGUACAAAAAUUAUCCGAGCCCGUGAAAAUUAUCGAGCACGCGAAAAAUGCAGCUGACUUUAAGCAACUGGAGGGCUGUACCGCCUUACAUCUCGUAGCGAAACACAAUACGGAAAGCAUGCUGGCAGUUGGAUCGAGAUUGCUGCAGGCAGGGAUCGAUCCGAAUUUACAGGAUCGCAGAGGAUGGACUGCGCUUCACAGUUGCAUCGCGGAAGAAAACAAGAUACUGUUCGAUCUGUUGCUCGAGGCGAAAGGUAUAGAUUUGGACCAGACCACGAGCGAGGACGACACGCCGUUGUAUUUUGCGAUGAAGACGGAUCCGUUCAACGAAUACUUUGCAUCGAAGCUGUUAGCUAAGGGCGCUAUACCAAAUCCGAGCUACAGCACCACCGGCGACACGCUACUACACAUUUUGACGCGAGAGCGUAGAGAAGAAGCGGCAUUAUUCUUAGCGGAAUAUUGUCAGAGCAAUAUAACGAAAACUAACAACGAAGGCUUCACGAUACUACACGAGGCGUGCAAGGUCGGGCUGCGAGACUUGACUCGAGUUUUGUUGAAGAACGGAUUGCCAACUGACAUCGUCACCUCCUCUACCGGUGACGCGCCGAUCCAUUUCGCCAUUUCGAAUCAGUGCACCGACAUAGUCGUCGAGUUACUGAGCGCCCCGGCCUCUAAUUCGCAGCUGACCAUUAAAAACAACACGAACGAGACACCUCUGAGCUUGGCGAUAAAGGCGCCGUUUAAAAAGGGCAAGGACAUCGUACUAGCGCUGAUCAAAGCUGGAGCUGACGUCAACGAGUGCAACGAGGAGGGUCUGACGUUGCUGCAUCAGGCAAUACUGAAGGAGGAUUCCGCUACGGCGAUAUUUCUGCUAGAGAACGGUGCCGACAUGAAUGCAAAAACAGCCAACGAUGAAACGCCGCUGCAGUUAUGCGUGCAUUGUCGACUGGGCGAAGUGGUAGAGGCUCUUUGUAGACGAGGUGUGAACAUUUCAAUAGGGUGUCCCUUGUGGGACGCUCUAGAUUCCGAUCAGGAAGACACCGCGUCAAUUUUGGUCAAACAUGGGGCUGACACUGAUUGUUGGGGUCCGGGUCCCGAUGGCUGCCAGCAAACGCUGUUACAUAAGGCGAUUGACGACAACAAGGAGGAUAUCGCGCAGUUCCUAAUUAGAAGCGGAUGUGACUUGAACGCCCCGAGGCGACCUGGUCCGGACGGUGCAGGAGGAGAUGAGGCAAGAGAUGAAUGUACUCCGUUACAUUUGUGCUGCCAAUGGGGACUCGAGCAAGUGGUGCAAACGCUCAUCGAGCACGGCGCCGACGUAAAUGCUCGCGACGCGGAUGGGAAAACUCCCGUGCACGUGGCGAUACAGAAUCAACAUUCGCAGAUUAUUUCUCUGUUACUGUGUCACCCAAACAUCGAUUUAAGCAAGCGGGAUAAAAAGGGACUGACACCGUUCGCGACCGCCUUGACGGUUCGCAACAAUAAAGCUGCGCAGGCAAUAUUGGAGAGAUUACCAACGGCUGCCGAGCAGUACGACAAUAAAGGCAGGAACUUCUUGCACAUCGCCAUACAGAAGGGCGACAUGGAGAGCAUACUGUUUCUGCUGUCGAUACACGUAAACGUAAACUCGAGAAUACGUGACGUUACGCAAACGCCUGCUCUACAUCUCGCCGCUGUGUCUGGGAACGAGAUGCUAGUGCGAAUGUUACUUCUAGCAGGCGCCCUCAUCGACGACACGGACGCAAAUAGGAACACCGCGUUGCACGUGGCGGCUAAGGCGGGGCACGCGGCAAUCGUUUCCGCAUUGUUGCAAAACGGUAUUUAUUUCAACGCGGUGAACGCCGACGGUGAUAACGCGUUGCACGUAGCCGUGAGAGAGGGUCACGUAUCCGUGGUGCGAACAUUGCUGACCGAGUGCACGUUGGACGCGGAGGCUGUGAAUCUGAAGGGCCGCAAUCCCCUGCAUGAGCUGGCCAGAUGCGCGAAAGACAACGCUGCAACGAUAUGCGACCUAUUUCUAGAAUGCAUGUCACAAUAUCCAGUCAAUAAUGCAGACCUGGAUGGAAACACACCGUUGUUGAUCGCGUACAUGAAAGGCAACGGUAAUCUUUGUAGGACUCUAGUGAAAGCUGGAGCGUGUCUAGGCUCGAUGAACAAGGACGGAAUCACAAUCUUCAACUAUCAGGUAGCAACGAAACAGCUGUUGUACAGACUCUUGGACUCCCUAACGCAAGAGGCACCAUGGUCCGACAAGGAUUGCUGCUUGGAAUGUGGAACAAAGUUCUCCCUGACGAUGCGCAAGCAUCACUGCCGGCAUUGCGGACGAAUUUUGUGCAGCAAGUGUUCCGGUCAGGAUGUGCCGAUUUUGAAGUUCGGCCUGAACAAGCCGGUACGCGUGUGUAAUGUAUGCUUCGAUGUUCUGGUACUGAACGAAGAGAACUUCCGUAAUUAAAGGUUUAUAUACAUGAAAAUCGAUAAACUCAUUCCAAAGUUUUUUACGUAGAGAGAAAAGCGUAUAUGAACUGAACUGAAAGUCUAUGUGUAAUUGUAUACGUCAUUGAUAUCUUAUUGUAUACAUUGUUCAUGUUAAGAUUUGUUAAAACUAUCUCGUAGAGUUGAAAUACAGAUGAAGAGAGA
Molecule: messenger RNA, 4068 nt
Organism: Ooceraea biroi (clonal raider ant)
Lineage: Eukaryota; Metazoa; Arthropoda; Insecta; Hymenoptera; Formicidae
Product: rabankyrin-5
Molecular function (GO): metal ion binding; protein binding
Source: RefSeq, a predicted model, not a curated record